AAAAAGGUAUCCAUUGUGGAAUAAAUUCGCCCGGGUUGUAAAAAAGUGUAUUUGCAAACUGCGUUUUUGUGUUUGGUGCCGGCUAUGGGCGGGUAGCGUUCAUCCAUGGCAUCGUGCUCGCAUUUUUCGUCAGCAACAACGGCUUGGCUCUUAACCGCUACCAUAGACUUUCAUUCACAUUAAAGUUCGAAAAAAUAGCCUAGUCCGCCUGGCUAUUUCGAAUUGACGGCGUAUUUUGUGUCUGUUGUGUCUGGCAUUUGGUGUGGCAUUGGGGUGUGAAGAAGACAGAAAAUUCUCAUUAUAACAGCACAGCGGAGAACCGACAGAACAAGCAUUUAGUCGAACAUGUCUUCGGCCGCAAAUUCGCCUGCGACCAAUUCGAAUUCAGAUGACGAACAAAGCCGUUCGAAAUGGAAUAUGCAACUCAAUGCGGAUACGCCUUCACCAAAUUCAACCACACCUUUAUCAACGCCCACUUCAUUACAUUCCAGCGCGGGUGGUGUCAGUGGAGCAUCAAAACGCAAAAGUGCAUUUCUCCCGUAUCGUCCACAUGCCACUGUGCUGACAAAUUUACAGCGCGGUAAUACCGAAGCAACCUUUUGUCCAGUGGAAGUAACAUUACCCUUCCACGAACGUGCCGGUCAAGGUGAGAUCACCGAUGAUCAAGUGCGUGCCGAGUUCGAGCGGAAUGCACACAAUAUCGAUUUUAAAGAUGCGACUGGGUUUACUGCCCUCCACUGGGCGUCCUACUACGGUCAGUUGGCUGCAGUACGUUUACUUAUUGAUUCUGGUGCUGAUGUGAAUGCAGAAGCACCUGAAAUGGUGACUCCACUUCUGCUAGCAGCCUGUGGUGGUCACAAUGAGGUGGUGCGUUUGUUGCUGGAACAUGGUGCACGCUCAACACAUAUGGAUAUUGUAGGUAACACGGCCUUAAUGUAUGCCUCAGCUGGAAAUCAUCCACAUACCUGCAACGAAUUAUUAGCCAAAGAUCCAGAUAUGACGGCCACUAAUGAGAACGGCGAUACGGCAUAUUCCUUGGCUGUAGAGAAUGGAGCAGUUUUGGCGCAAGCGGUGCUGGAGCAAUACUUGAGUGCGUUGUUGUUGCUAUAAAUCACAAUUCAGUGGAGGCAAUUAAUUCUGAAAAUUAUUCGGUUUGAAAUGUUUUCUCAUCAAAGAGAUUAGAGAGAAAGAGAGGUGUUGCCGACUGUUUGUCUUCCGUUUUCGGUUUUGUACGGCUACUUUAAGUUUUUUACGGCGCUCACUGUUUGUUUGGUUCGAACAUUCAUUUAGGGUGGACGUGUUUGUUGCUGCUGCUCUUGGCCACCAUUCGCUUCAUUAGUGGAGAGGAAACUCAACUUCACUGCUAGUUGGUAAAAUAUUGGCUGAUUGCCACAGUCACCGCCACCGUCACAGCGACAGCAAAUAAGCGUAAGCGCAGCGAAAAAUUUUGGAAGGUGUAUAUCACAAUACAGAUACUUAAACUGAAUUUGUACAUAAACAAUAAGAUUAAGAUAUGUGAAGAAUAUCGGUAAAAUAAAUAUUAAUA
Messenger RNA from Zeugodacus cucurbitae (melon fly), 1546 nucleotides. RefSeq names its product DNA-binding protein RFXANK. Gene Ontology annotation, molecular function: protein binding. Gene Ontology annotation, biological process: regulation of gene expression. The transcript has 4 exons. Bases 346 to 1110 code for a protein of 254 amino acids. Gene Ontology annotation, cellular component: nucleus. The record is from RefSeq and is a predicted model, not a curated record. NCBI's taxonomy places the organism in Eukaryota, Metazoa, Arthropoda, Insecta, Diptera, Tephritidae.